AUGUCUUCUACAAUGAGCAACGGAUUUGCACCUGAAAUCAGCGAAAAUAGCGGCGUAGACACCUUCAUAGACGCUUCGAAUGGAUUCAUUAGUUCUGCGCUCGAUUCUCCUGCUCAAGACAGCUCCACCGCUGGUACAUUCCUCUUCUAUCCUGACAUUGAUGAAUUUGACGAAACUGAUGAGGACAAUGAGCUCAAGCCGCCUCCAGUAUCGAUGAUGGACACUCGGCGGAGUCUGACUGGGCUGGCUCAGUUUAUGCUGCCAGCCCUGAUCGAGUCAGAGAACGUUACAGAAGCUCAACGUCCUGAAUACAGACAUCGUGCACUAUUGGGAAGGGCUCAUCAACAGAUUCGGAAGGGUGCUGCCGGUUUUAGAGAUAUAGCCGAACGAGCACAAGAAGUGGGUCGAAGACAAGUUGAGCAUUUCAAGAAGCAGCCACCAUUAUGUUUUAUAUUUAUGAACAGAGCCUACCAUCGAUAUGGAUUGAAGCACAUCGUACUUAUACUGGUAUUUCUUGCCUACACAGCUUUCGGCGCUUUCAUUUUUCUAGUCGCUGAGGGACCGUAUCAAAAUAGUCUGAAAGAGCGAUGGAGUGAGCGCAUCGCUCAAAAUCGCUCACGUCGGGUCCAAGAGCUUAUGUCACGGGCUUUCAAUAAUUCAGAAUAUUUGGUGUACAUUAAAGGAAACACAUCUGAGCGGUUACAAAAGCUGUUCAAUGACGAGUUUGAGUCAUAUGAACACCAACUGGGAAUUCGCUGGAGCGAACAACGAAUGGAAUGGGAUUUUUGGACAGCUCUGCUUUUCGCUGGGACUGUUUGUACAACAAUAGGAUAUGGUCAUAUUUACCCAGUAACAAAUGCUGGCAAGAUUCUCACUAUGAUAUUUGCCUUAUUCGGAAUUCCAUUAGUUCUUUUGGUUUUGCAAGAUAUCGGCAAGCUGUUGACUAUCACUAUGAAAUUUCCAUGGUUUCAAACAAAGCGCAUUACGAGGAGGAUACUUAGGUGUUGUACGAAGCAAUCGCUCCGAGAAAUGCAAGAAAUCGAAGCUUGUGAACGUAGGGACCUUGAGAUUUUUGAUUUACCUAUUGUUGUUGGAGUAUCCUUGAUAUUCGGCUGGGUACUGCUUUGUUCGAUGGUGUUAUCUGUUUGGGAUCAAAAAUGGUCUUUAUUAGAAUCGUUUUAUUUCUUCUUCAUAUCUUUGAGCACCGUUGGUCUGGGCGAUCUAGUGCCAUCCUCACCUCGUCUUCUUGUUACGAUGUUUGGAUUCAUUCUUAUUGGGCUUUCCUUAGUUUCUAUGGUUAUCAACCUGUUGCAAACCAAGAUGAAAAAGACGUAUGAAGCCGGAAGAGUGACACAUGACGGCAGCAUCAUAGACAAUGCCCUAGUGAUUUCUUCUUCAACCGAGAAACUUAAAAAUUCUCCGACUCGUGAAGAACCUCAGUCAAUAUCGGAACGUAGCCUUAGUAGAUCGACUCAGACGAACUUGAGUCUACCGGGAGUGAGGCAGGUUGUACUUCGUUCCGACGGUGUUCACUGGGUAACUGAUGAAUUACCACUGAAAAGCCCAGACGAGGUGACCCACCUGCUAGAGCACGAGACUGCUUUGCGAGUCUGCGAACAAAUAGGUGAUAAUAACGAGGACGACGACAACAACACUGAUAGCCUUGGUGAGACCGAUGCUUUACUUGAAAAAGAAGAGGACUAUCCUUAG
This is a messenger RNA of Cylicocyclus nassatus, 1710 nucleotides long. NCBI's taxonomy places the organism in Eukaryota, Metazoa, Nematoda, Chromadorea, Rhabditida, Strongylidae. The record is from the annotation of a GenBank genome assembly.